AUGGUGGAUAAGAGGAGGUACGGCACGGGCACCAGAUUGCAGCAGCAGGGUACGCGUGGUGAGGUUGACAUUGGACGAACAUGGACCACCAAGGCUACCUCGCUCGGCGUCGGGAAAGCACCUCAGCGAUCCAAUGCGGUGGGGAAUGGGUGUGCGAUCAGAGACAUGAUCGAUCCCACGUCGACGAGGAAGACGCAGAGGAAGAAAGCGGGCAUCAAAAUGCGACGCGGCUGGGUCACGAUCAAUUGGAAGCUCUUGUGGCUAUCGUGUAGCACGGCAUAUUCGAAUCCUCGGGACGAUGACGGGUGGGCCUGGUCACCCGACGCUCAGAUUCCCCUUUGCUCUGCGAGAUUGAUUAAGCGCCUCAACAAACCAAUCGGUGCUGCUGCUAGCCGUUUCUCUCGUCCCACCUCGUUCGAUCCCAAGGAAUUGAAAGAACCGACAGCCAUCUUGAGAGGAGAUGGUGUAUCGAAGGAAAGGUGCUACGGUGCACGCCGGUAG
Molecule: messenger RNA, 501 nt
Organism: Colletotrichum godetiae
Lineage: Eukaryota; Fungi; Ascomycota; Sordariomycetes; Glomerellales; Glomerellaceae
Exons: 3
Coding region: 1-501 (166 amino acids)
Source: RefSeq, a predicted model, not a curated record